Messenger RNA from Tribolium madens (black flour beetle), 1662 nucleotides. RefSeq names its product dnaJ homolog subfamily C member 21. The record is from RefSeq and is a predicted model, not a curated record. Gene Ontology annotation, cellular component: cytoplasm. Bases 124 to 1608 code for a protein of 494 amino acids. Lineage: Eukaryota; Metazoa; Arthropoda; Insecta; Coleoptera; Tenebrionidae. Gene Ontology annotation, molecular function: zinc ion binding; nucleic acid binding. The transcript has a single exon.
UUUGACAUUUGUGAAAAGCGCUCUCUACCACAUGUCACCCGUCACAGAUGUCACAUUUGACACCUGUCCGAAAGAUAGGUUAAGUGGCCCCUUUUGCUCCUAAAUUGAAAAUUUAAAUUAAAAAUGAAGUGUCAUUACGAAAUUCUCAACGUUCCACGCGACGCCGACUUGGCGGAAAUUAAAACUGCGUACAGAAAAGCCGCCCUGAAGUGGCACCCAGACAAAAACCUCACCGACACAGAGAAUGCCAAAGAACAGUUCCAGUUGGUGCAACAGGCUUACGACGUGCUCAGUGACCCCCAAGAACGGGCUUGGUACGAUAAACACCGUGAGCAAAUUUUGCGGGGCGCCAAUUCCGAGUUUCAAGACAACAGUCUUGAUGUGUUCCAGUAUUUCACUACUACGUGUUUCAGAAGGUAUGGCGAUGACGAAAAGGGCUUCUACACGGUCUAUCGCAAUGUUUUUGACCAAAUCAUAAAGGAAGAUCUUGAGUUUAUUGACGAUAAAGAGGAGUUUUGUGACAUACCGAGGUUUGGGGAUUCUAAAAGUGACUAUGAUGAAGUUGUUGGCCCGUUUUACUCCUACUGGUCGAGUUAUUGUACUAAGAAAAGCUACGUUUGGCUUGAUCCGUACAACAUCAACGAAACGCGAGAUAGGAGAGUAUUGAAAGCUAUCGAGAAGGAAAAUAAAAAAGUUAGACAGAAAGCUAAGAAAGAAAGGAAUGAAGAAAUUAGAAAUCUUGUUGCUUUUGUGAGGAAAAGGGAUAAACGGGUUCAAGAACACACUAAGCUUAUGGAGGCAAAAAUAUUGGAAAAUCGUCAGAAACAGGAAGAGUUGAGUAAACAAAAACGACUCGAGAGGAAAAAACAGUUGAAUGAAUCAACUCAGGCUGAGUGGUCCAAGUUCGAUAACGUGAGAUCCGAGUUGGAAGAAAUAGAGAAGCAUUUAGCUGAACAAUUUGGUGAAGAAUUUUCAAAUUCUGAAGAGGAAGAAGAUGGGGAAGUUAAGGAAGGAAGUUACUGUGUAGCGUGCAAUAAACUUUUUAAGACUCCUAAAGCUUUAGAAAAUCACGAAUCAAGUAAAAAACACAAGGAAAACGUUGAAAGACUUAGAGAAAUUAUGUUAGAAGAGGAUGAAAAUUGUUUAGAGGAAGAAUUUGAAGAUCUCAGCGAAAAUGAGGAAGACUCGGAAGAUUCUUCAGAGCGGGAGAAGAAAGCAAAAAAGAAAAAUAAAAAGGCCAAAAAUAUCCUUUCGGUUAACAACGACGAAGAAAUUGACGUGACGAAAAUCGACGAAUCUGACGAUAAUUUCGAUUUUGAUUCAAGUAAGAAACAAAAGAAGAAAAAGAAGCAAAAUAAGCGUGCGAAUGAACCGAAAAAUGAAGAAAAUCAAAAUACAGAACCUGUUAGUAAGAGUGUCAAGAAGAAGCAAAGUAAAAAGGAAAAACAAGCUUCCAAUAUUGAAGAAAUAGACACCAAUCACUGUUGUGUUAGCUGUAAAUCCGCUUUCCCAUCAAAAAAUAAACUAUUUGAUCAUUUGAAAAGCACCGGACAUGGAGUUUUUCUACCCAAAAACGUGAAAAAGAAGAAAAACGCGCGAGAAGAUUAGUCUAAUUUAAAUUAUUGUUUUAAUUAAAUUGUGAAAUAAAGCAAUUUAAUGUGA